AGCAGCCCGAGCCCGGGAUGUGGGCAGAGCAGCAAAGCGGGGGCUGAGCCCGGGACCGCCCCAGCGGGGCCCCUACGGCCGGGACUGCGCAGCACCCCCCGGGCUCCCGGGCCAGCCGCUGCCUCGCUCCGGCCCCUCCCGGAGAGUUCGGACCCCGGAGCACGGAGUGGGGACACACUCCUACGUUUUCGGUCACGAACAGCGCCGACGGGCCCGGCAACAUGUCCUACGUGAAGGAGACCGUGGACAGGCUGCUCCAAGGCUACGACAUCCGCCUCCGCCCUGACUUCGGAGGUCCGCCCGUGGAUGUGGGCAUGCGGAUAGAGAUCGCCAGCAUCGACGUGGUCUCGGAAGUCAACAUGGACUACACCUUGACCAUGUACUUUCAGCAGUCCUGGAGGGAUAAAAGGCUCUCUUAUUCUGGAAUACCUUUGAACUUAACUCUGGACAACAGAGUGGCUGACCAGCUCUGGGUGCCGGACACGUAUUUCCAAAAUGACAAGAAAUCAUUUGUCCAUGGGGUGACGGUGAAAAACCGAAUGAUUCGGCUCCAUCCAGAUGGGACAGUCCUUUAUGGCCUACGGAUCACAACAACAGCAGCUUGCAUGAUGGAUCUACGCAGAUAUCCUCUGGAUGAACAAAACUGCACACUAGAAAUUGAAAGCUAUGGAUACACUACUGAUGAUAUUGAAUUUUACUGGAAUGGAGGAGAGUCAGCAGUAACAGGAGUUAAUAACAUCGAGCUCCCACAAUUUUCUAUUGUGGACUACAAGAUGGUAUCAAAGAGAGUGGAAUUUACAACAGGGGCAUAUCCUCGACUAUCACUUAGCUUCCGGCUUAAAAGAAAUAUUGGAUACUUCAUUUUGCAAACCUAUAUGCCUUCCACGCUGAUCACAAUUCUGUCAUGGGUGUCUUUUUGGAUCAAUUAUGAUGCCUCUGCAGCCAGAGUUGCUCUAGGAAUCACAACUGUGCUGACCAUGACCACCAUCAGCACCCACCUCAGGGAGACCUUGCCAAAGAUUCCCUAUGUCAAGGCAAUAGAUAUUUACUUGAUGGGGUGCUUUGUGUUUGUGUUCCUGGCCUUGCUGGAAUAUGCCUUUGUAAACUACAUAUUCUUUGGGAAAGGACCUCAACAUCAAAAAAAGACAGCAGGCAGAGCAGGACAUGCUACAGGAGAGAAGAGCAGACUGGAAACAAAUAGAGUCCAGGUGGAUGCCCAUGGGAACAUGCUUCUGGGACCACUUGAACUACGAAAUAACAUUUGCAGCUCAGAGGUGUUCACGAGCCUCCAUGGCCCCCAAGCCACCACGUACACGUACGACAGUGCCAGCCUGCAGUACAGAAGAGCCACUUCCAGCAGAGACCUCUACAACAGGAGUGCUCUGGACAGGCACAGGCUCCAUAAAAAAGGACACUUACGCAGGAGGGCAUCCCAGAUCAAAGUCAAAAUCCCUGAUUUGACUGAUGUUAACCUGAUAGACAAGUGGUCCAGAAUGGUCUUUCCCAUCAUGUUUAUUCUUUUUAAUGUUGCUUACUGGCUGUAUUAUGUCCACUAAGUUAUGCAAUAAUGUUACCACAGACUAACAUAAUAAGACUUGUUUCUUUUGCUUCUCAAUUUCAUUAACUGAAGAACUGCAGUAGCUGUAACGUUCCAUGUUCAACAUAAGAUACUCCACCAUAGAACACUUCUAGAUUUAAGCUUUUUAAAAUAAACAACAACCCAACACAAAUCCAGGGUCGCAAUAUUUAGAUCAAAACAGUUCAGAUCAGCUCGUAAGGAGCAUUUUGAGAAAAUUGCUCUAUCUUGAUUUUUACAAAGUUUAUGCAUCACCCAUGACCUUUCUGUGCCAAAUUGAAUUUUUUUUUAAGUGGAAAUUUUUCCCACUGUAUUUCUUAUCACAUAUUGGCAGCUCACACCAGCAUGCUUCCAAACAACACAGUCAAACUACUAGUAGUAUCUAUGUCACUGUCUUUCCCCAUUUAGAGUGUAGAGAAAUUUGAAGAAAUUACAGUUUAAAGGAUUAUAACUAUUGCACCAUGCUUCAUUUCAAACCUAAUAGCUUUACUGGGAAGUAUUUCCAUAGUGCAUUUGAGAAGUAUCACUCAAGGAGAGGUCAAAUAACAUUUUCAUAGACAGACAUCUUCAAAAGAAAUAAAGGAUAGCAGAGGAAAAUCCCACUGAGUAUCCAAGCAAGGAAUCAGCUGAUUACAUCUCAAUGGAAUUCAGUUAUUUCCACAAAGUAGCAAAGUUUAUAUUUAUGAGAACAGUUGUGCCAUAUGUAAUUUUGUAUUAAAAACACACCACACAUGUUGUUUCCUUGAAGCAACUCUGUGGGAUACUCCAGACCAAGAUUUUUCUUAAUGCCCAGGUUUCCUGUGGUUGGCAAUUGCAACAUACUCCCAAAAGUUGGUAGAUCUCUGGGAACAGAUCUGAGGAAAUUUUUGCACACAGUUUCCUUCAGAUUGCUUUAUUCCACUGAGAACCAGGAGAUGCAGCUGAGUCUUAGGGCACACUGGCAAUGCCGGGUGUACUCCUCCUGAGGAGCUGCCUCUUCUUACCUGGCUGCCUAUUGCCUGACACAACACCCACCAAGGAGCCACAGGCAAAGGGCUAGCAACGUCCAUGCAACUGAGAACCAAUAGGUCAGUCAUCUUAUAUCUAUAUUAAAUCAAUUUUCCUUCUCUAUUUUCAAUUGUUUCCUAACAGCAAUGACACUAUAUUGCCUAACAUAGCAUUUUAUUGAAACAAUAAUCAGUUAAUUUCUUUUUGUAUUACAAGUGUUUCAUACUUUAGGAGAGCCAAGAUAUACAAGCCAACAGAAUCUGUCUAGGUACUGAGGUGGUGUUAUCAAUGGAAGCUGGUACAGAAAGAAACAUUGCUGAGGAUACAAAUAAAAAAGCUAUGUGGAAAACUUCUUCAGUAGUUCCUCACUGCCUGGCAGUAAGGACAGCUGAUGACCUUAUUGCCAAGUGGCAUUGCAAUCUCUUUAAUCAGAACAUAAUAAUAAAUUAAACCCUCCUACAUGUUAUUGUUUGUCACAUUGUGAAAUUGAACCUGCUCACAGACCAGGGCCUGCAGCCCCUUCCUUUUGUUUGCGCAGGAGGCUUCUGUAGAAUGAGGUAGAACCAGAGAAUCACCAAAGAAGAAAGGGAAUAGGUUUAAUUGACUCACUAUAAAAGUUAUAAGCUGCAAACCAGGAAUUUGGCAUUGCUAAUCUAAGGGAGUCUUUGAAACUAUCCAUUUUUUUGUGGCCUCCAAAGCCCCGGUCUCAUCCUAAGUUCAGCGGAACACAAUGGUGGUCUCCUCUGCGCUACAACCUUUAACCUCCAGUCUACUACAGAGUUGCACAAUCCUACAAGAUAAACCAGCCACUAAGAACAACUUGAGGUGAUUUAGGACAAAUAUUAAUUCAGACAAAUGGCUCUUCUGAAUAGGCUAUGUAUGCCUACCCUCUCCUUGAAACAACUCAAAAUAAUUUUUAAACAAGAAUCUCACUUGGGACAGUUUGAUGAUUACAGUUAAGUAAUUACAGUUAAAUAAUGUUUAUAUCAAGAAUAUGUCAGCGGAAAUUAACAAUAUUAUUUUGGUAUUGUAAAAUAAAGAAUACAGAGAACAUAAGGAAGUCUUGUGAACUGAACUUUCCAAAACUGCAAAAAAUAGCACCAGGAGGGAGACAGCAGUAGAACCAUAUGUGCAGUCCAUUGUAAACACAUAUACCAUUAAAUAGUUUUGAAUUCUUUGAACUGGCAUGAGACUUAACAGAGUAAGUUCAUGAGCCAUUGAAUUCGCCUGCUUUGUACUUACACAAAAAUUAAUUCAAAGAAAAUAUUUCAAAGAAAGUAAUGCAGUCUGCAGAUUUGUAUUGUAAAAUAUAACAACCAUCAGUGAUUCAUGUUUUGCAUUACCUAGUUUCCCAAAGAUAUUCACAUACAGACCUCAGGUAAGUAAUUAAGUCCAGCUGAUCCAGUGGUGAAGAGAUACUGCAACCUCUCCUUACAGCUGCAGUGAAUGUUUUAGAAGAGCCAACAUUCAACAUGGCAUCAAAAAAAGACUUUAGGUUUAAACAAAAAGGAUCCUUUGUUUUUUAUUACAAGGGCAUAGAUCAGCUUUACUGGUCUUCAGCAUUUCUUUUGCAGACCCCUAACAGCUGCAUACACAUAUUUUUCUUAUAGGUACAUGGACUAAAAUCAGUUACAUUGUACAGUUUCAAGUAAAAAAAAAAUUUGUGGAGCAGAGUAAAAGCCACUAACAAAACAAUAGCAGGGCACAGGCAAAACUCCUUAAGAACAGCAUGCUUCAAAAUAGGAGGAUCUACCUUUCUGCCCCCAGAGACACUGAACACAUGCCUAUCCAAAUCCCAGCCCCACAGUCCAUUUUGAGCAGCGCACACCAAGGCCUGUCUGCAUCAAGAGCUGGAAGCUACAGCCUUGAGUUAGGAAACAGCUGCCAGCUCUUGGUGCAAAGUUUGGCAGCAGGGACUAAUAACCCAUCAUAUACAGAGGCAAGAGCAACUAACUGUAGGUAAACUACUUCUAUAGAAAAAUGCAGAAGAAAACAUUUCUCACCUGAGAGCAAUAGCUUGACAGCAAGGAAAAGUCAGUGGUUAUUAGUGGCAUGGCAUAGCAAAAUCAGCCCAUUUAUGGGUUACCCAGAUACAUGCCAUCUGGAGCUACAAAUUAUGGAGCGCAAAAGAAACACUAUCUCUUCCCAUCAAUAAGUUGGAGUAACUUGGCUGGCUUUAUGUAAUAAAGGUGAAUAAUGCUGUAAUGCUAAGUUUCCUCUCAGCUGAACUUCAGUAGUUUCCCUACCCUGAGGAACCAGACUUCAAGAUCAGCACAGGUAAGGUCCUAUUGCUAAUUAGGUUUUAGCUAAAUGCCCAUGCAGUCUGUGCAGCUCUCAUGCAAUUUCUGCUGGAAGUUGUUUUUGGCUCAGUUUCCUGAGGCAUUGAGUUUCUACUGUCCCUGAGCAUGUAUAUUUGUGUGCCUACCUGGGAGUCUCCCAACAAUAUCUGAAACCAUUGAGAAUUUCAACCAAAAGUGAAAAGAACAGUAAGGAACUGAGAUCCUACAUUCCUACAAGUUUCAACAAAGCAGCUAGCUCAGCAGAGGACAAAGCUCACAUUAAUCCACCCCUCCUCACUGGCAGAAAGAAGCUUGAUGAACUCCAGCCUUAUUAGACACAAAAAACAGUCUUUUUCAGUGAAAUAGGAAUAUUUUUGACAUUACAUUGCUUUAUGCUACCACUGAACAGCACAGAGAUUGCAAUUUCAGAAUAUCUGCUGGUCCACGUAGUUCACCCUUACAGGAAAUGUUCCUUCCCAUUGUACUGGAAGUGGAAGAUUUCUUGACAUAAAUCAUGAGGAAAGGCACCUAGGGCCUGAGGGCCAUGUUUCCCAUCACCAAGGAGCCUGUUCCUAUAAAUUCUCACAUAUUGAGGAUGCAUUGCUAACACGUCCUUGUGCGUAUUAGUAAAAAAAAGCUGGAUUAUAUCUGUUAUGAAAAAAAAUUCUUUAAAAAUAGUUUCUUUAUUAUAAAGCAUAACCUCCCCACAUCUGUGACUGUGCAUUUCCUCCUACCUCCUUGGGCAACCAAUCACCCUGCAGCCCAAGGAAGGCAAGAGAUUACACAAGAAUAAUGAAUUUCAGCAUGUAAUAAAGCCAAAAUGUAUAUGCACAGACUGAAAGAAUUAAGUGACAAAUAAAAAAGCUGGCAUUUCUUAAAACAACACCAUGUGACUUUGGUCUACUGGCUGCCUUGGAGCACAGAAUUAAAUCUAAUGAUGUUGUUUGCUCCUUGACAUGUGUAUUUCUCAAUUAUUUUGUAAGUAAUCUUGAGUCCCAAAGAAUUAUAAAAACAUCCCUUCAUGUCUCAUGCUGGUGCCAGUCUAAGAAAUGGCCUGGAACUCACUCUUUUACUGGUUUGUUUUUUUUUUUCUUUUUGCAAAGUCCAAUUGCAUAUGGAACUAAAAGAAUUAUAUGGCAGCAGAAACAUGUCAUAUUGCUAGAGAUCAUCUCUGACCAAUUUCUUUUAACUCAUCCCUGGCUCUCUGUACCUGCACAGUCUCAUGCAAAAGUAUAGAAUCAAUCACACUGCCAGAAAAGUAAUAAAGAUGGUUUCCUUUAGCAGAUCAUGCCUUUCAGUGAGAACGUCAGCCAUCUCAUUCACAUCUGUGAACAAACCAGUCUCCUUGCUCCUAUCUCUGAAAUGUCAUUUGCUGUUUUGAUCUAGCUGACAACAUAUUACCUGAUUUUUUUUAUAUUUUCAGAAGAAACUUUGGAUGUUGUACACUAUAGAUAACAUUCUGAAACAAUCAGGCAAAUCAUCAUUUCAAGAAAGCUGAAUGAGACUUUGGCAUAGGUAAAGAAUUCAGAAUUGGGUUUUACAAAGGAAGUUAAUAGCAGUUCUCAUUAGAUGAUCCAACAUUGCUGUGGCUCCCAUUUAAAACAAUAUCAACAGAAAUAGGACAGAUCUGAAACCUCUGCCUUCACCCUCCCCCAAAAAAAUUACUGUAGGCCAUCAAAAAAUUUAUUUCAUCCAUACGAUGCUAGGAAUCCUCCCCACAGAUAGUCCAUCACCAAAGCAGUCCCUGUGGACCUGCAGCAGUUCCUAGUUAGAAAAAUCCCCACAUCUUCCAGUGCCUUUUAUUACUCUAUUAGCUAAACUAGCUGAAUAACCUAAUGGUUAAAAAUACGCUUCUCUAUGUAGUACUCUCCACAAAGGCCUGCAAAAUUCCAAAGAAUGAAUCUUCGUGAUAUUUGCUUCCUUUUCCAGGUUUUGGUGGGAGUCAUUUGGUCUUUCUGAAUAAGGCCUAAAGCAGGUAUGAACUAAAAUUUUACAGAGGAAGGAAUGCAUACUACUAAAGGUAAUUGAGGUUGAUUUAAAGAAGGACAAAAAAAAACAUUAUGGACUAUCUUGAUACACUUAUGAAAGCUUAUGCUUAUGAAAGCAUUUUUUAGUACUAAAAGAGUAAAAAAUCCCUUUACUGCUGAUACUGCAUUAUAAAUAUUAAUUCACAAAUCAGAAUGAUAGCAAAAUGUGCAUAUUUCAGGAUAGGGUGUUACUGGUUCUUAAAACCACCUUUCAGAAGAAAGCAUAAUUAUGUUUCAACAUGUUCCCAUGCUUCAGAACUCAGUAAUGUUCUACAGACUUAUUUAGAUCUUUUAAAAACACAGCUUCUUGACAUUUAUAAUUGCUUUGUUGCAAAAGCAGUUUUAUAACAAUUGUCAAUUCCAUACUGACAGUUUGCUGUUCAUAUGCAGUUCUGGUCCUUUAGCAUACCAAGAUCAAAGCUGACAUGGCUGAUAUGAAAAAAAAAAAGUUUUUCUGAAACCAAGAAAAGAUUUCUGUGAAACAAAGAAAAGUGCAAUGAACAUCAGCAGAGGGCAAGUAAUAUUAUUUUUAUAAUUCACUUUUAUGUUUUGUAUCAAGAUAUGCUGAUUUUCUGAUUCAAAUUGCACAUCUGUUUAUGCAGUGUGAAUUUCUGUAGGUGCUUUUUAGGUGGUGAAAUUAAAACUUCCUGUAGUGUGUCCAUUGUAUUGUAGGUACUGAUUUCAUUAGCUUUUUGUUCAAAAAGCCUCCUGUGCAAAGUUUUGUUUCUGGUGUAAAUUACAUACUCAAGAGAUCUCUCCUUAAUACUUGCAAAACCAGAGAGAUUUCUUGAACAUAUUUAUGAUGGUUAGUUGGGGGCUUUCUGCCCAUGCCACUGCAGGAGCCAGAAGAGAGCUGCUCUGCCAGGUAAGGACUGGGAGAAUAGGAACCCCUGUUCUAGAAUUGGGCCAAAGGGGCAGCAUCUCCUAGGAACAAUACUUCCAGUUAGUGUGGUGGGAUGUGUAAACUCCAAAAGUAACCCAUAUGCUGUAGCCAGUUAAUUAGAUUGAGCUCACACAUGGAAGAAUGCAGGAAAAUACAGAUCUAGGCAAAUAGAGAAGAAAAACAAGGACAAAAUUCAGUUCUUUAAAGCUAAUGGGGUCUCUUUAAACUCUCACACCUUUGGCCUAAUUCUUAGCUACAGGCCCAAGUUUCUUUGUCAGUGGGGCUCCUCACACCAUAAACUCUCCUCAAGAUGUGCUCCUGGCCAUGAGCUUGUUUCACAUGCUUUUGUCCUGUGCAGGUUUGUCCUAUUUGCUACCCACUCAUGUCUACCUGCAUUCAGCAAAGUGUAACUGAAGAUGACACCAGUGUAAUGGGUCUUGUGAAAGCUCUAGCUUUUUCAUUAAUCUGGUCUGGUACAGUCUCCAAAAAGGCCUUAUCUGUCACAACAGGAGACCUUGCUUGUUCCAGAAGUACCUAAUUCUCUGAGCAAGAGGAAAAAAAAAUUAAAAUCUGAAAGACAGUACAAAGAGCAAGCUCUGUUCUCCAUUUCUUCUCCAUUCUUUCUAGUCCUUCUCCUUGCCAUCUGCUGGAGGCCAUUAUGUGCCUUACAUUUACCUGUAGAGAUGUAAGAUGUAAGGUCAAGAUGCACGUUUCAAAUGCAAUGCUGUGUUUUAGCUGCUGCUUCUCAACUGCUUGUCAACUGGAGCUCCUGUCCCCCUCUAGCCAUUCACACUGUGUUGUUAUGCCCCCUAUUAAAAAUAUAAUUUUGAUGGUUAUAUUAAAAAUACUCAGAUUUUCAAUAAAGUCUAACACAUAUUAAAAAAAGCAUCUCAUUGCACAUUUAUUCCUGUCAACAACAGCACUAUCAGAAACCUGUCUUCUUGUUGAAGCAAAAAAAACCACUGUUAAACUUGUUAAACAAAAAAAAAAAUAUUUUUUUUUAGUGUUUUCUGUUCAGUGCUGCAGUAAAGGACAGACAAAUAUAAGAUGAUACUAUAAACUGAACACCACUACAUACCUGUAAUUAGAAAUCCAUUAUUACGUAAGUUACCGGAGAAUUUUAAAUGAAGCUAUGUAAACACUUAAGACUACUAUAAGAAAAAGUCACAAAUAUUGGAAGUAGCAUCUGUAGCAGAUUCUGCAACAGAAGUUUCACUGUUUGUACAUAAAAAUUGAAGUUAUUAUUUGUGGCCUUUUGUUGUUGAGAAAAUACCACUAUUUUGUAUUUUUGAAUGGUUGAUCUUAAAAACUAAGAGGUAGCAACACAGAAGUUCAGCAACACAGAAGUUCACUUCAGCAACACAAAAGUUCACUUCAGCAACACAGUAAAAAUUUGUUUUAAAUAUCCACCUUUCACUGAAGUACAGCCUUUCUAGGUAUGGGUUUUUUUUGUUUCACAGUACAUCUAUAAACUGUAUGAGUACAUCAUCACACAAGUUUCUUCUAUCCAAAUGACAUCCCCAAUGAUAGUUUACCCUUUUACAAAAUAAAUUGCUGUUAUUAAAUCUGCAACUAUAAAUAAAAGUUUCCAGUCCUUUUGUCCUAAAUGAUAAAAAACAGCAUGGCAACAAUAAAAACAAAAAAUAAACUUCUUUUCUCUAGGAAAGCCUUUCAGCAAUACAUGCCCAUCACAUGAGCAAGUUAUACCUUCAGACAUGCAUCAUACAAUGCAUGGAGCGUUUGAGCACAUAAGGCCAUAUUCUCCUGUAAAGCAACUAGAUCUAGAAGAAAGGAAAAAACAUAGUCACCACAAAUAUACCUGUAAAUAAAAUAAAGAGACUUGGUACUUUUAUUCCUUACACUCACUAUGAGAAAAAACAGCAUCCUCCUAACACUCAGCUGGACAACCUGCAGUAACUCUUUCCAGAUUUUUAAUAAAAUUAAACAAUGAUCAAUUCCAACCUGAUUUGAAUUUUGAGCCAUUUAUACAAAUCCUUUAUCUUUUAUUUGAUCCAUUAUGAAAUUUGUUGCUUAUGGAAAUUCAAGACUAUGAUCAAGCCAUAUUUGUUAGAGGUUGCACUCCUUUCAGUAAGAUACAUCUCCCACUCUUUCAUCUUUACAACUCUUUACCCACUUCUCCACACUUCUUCAUUCUUCAAUUGCUGACACUGAACAUGUAUAUCUAAUUAAAUGUAUCAGGACCAAAUAAAAGAGAAUAUAUUUAUGUUUCCUAUUUAUUAAACCCAUUAAAAUCCUUUUUAUAGAAGCCUUUCUA
Molecule: messenger RNA, 10027 nt
Organism: Taeniopygia guttata (zebra finch)
Lineage: Eukaryota; Metazoa; Chordata; Aves; Passeriformes; Estrildidae
Source: RefSeq, a predicted model, not a curated record